AUGCUAGAGGAUACCAGGGGCCCUGGCCUUGGCUGCCGUGUGUACGUGGGUAACCUCUCCUGGGACGCCCAGUGGCAGGACCUGAAGGAUCACAUGCGAGGGCCCAACCAGAACCUCAAUGUUGUCCAUGCCGACAUCAUGUACGAGGCUGGUGGAAGGUCGAAAGGAUGUGCCAUCGUGGAGUAUGCCUCCCCGGAAGAUGCGCAGCGUGCCAUCGCCGAACUCAACGACACUGAGAUGAUGGGCCGUCUCAUUUUUGUCCGGGAGGACAGGGAGGGCUUCAAGGGAGGCAUGGGUACCGGUGGCCGCAGAGUGUAUGUGGGCAAUCUGUCAUGGGAGUGCAAGUGGCAAGACCUGAAGGAUCACAUGCGGACAGCAGGCAACGUGCUCCAUGCCGACGUGAUGACAGGUCCCGACGGAAGGUCCAAGGGUUGCGGCCUUGUCGAGUUCUCUUCCCCUGAGGAGGCGGUGCGUGCCAUCCAGGAGUUGAACGAGACGGAGCUCAUGGGACGCAUGAUCUUCGUCCGCGAGGACAGAGAGAUGCGAUGAGCAUGACGAGAUCCCAGGGUCGAGACAAGUCGCAUGUGACAGGGGCGUAUACUGACCUGUCUCGCGUGUGAUUUGUUCUCGUUGCCGUCGGUACCGCAAACGUGAGGCAUCGCUCUAAGGUGUUCGAGCUGCCUGUGGAGCUGCUGGGAUGUGGGAAUCUUGUUAGUUGGGUGCUGUACAUUUUCAGGUUCUUGCUCAUCUUAGUUUUCGAAGGGUUUGUUUGAGUAGAGUUGCGCUUUUGUGGUGAAUGGAAGAAUGAUUUCU
Guillardia theta CCMP2712 is the source of this 813-nucleotide messenger RNA. RefSeq lists its product as hypothetical. Gene Ontology annotation, cellular component: nucleus; cytoplasm. Gene Ontology annotation, molecular function: mRNA binding. The record is from RefSeq and is a predicted model, not a curated record. NCBI's taxonomy places the organism in Eukaryota, Cryptophyceae, Pyrenomonadales, Geminigeraceae. The transcript is spliced from 5 exons. The coding region runs from base 1 to 549 and encodes 182 amino acids.